Molecule: messenger RNA, 2340 nt
Organism: Castor canadensis (American beaver)
Lineage: Eukaryota; Metazoa; Chordata; Mammalia; Rodentia; Castoridae
Source: RefSeq, a predicted model, not a curated record
AUGCUUGCAGAGCCUGCCCCGACUGCCCUGGAGCAAGAGCAGCUUGGAGCUGUCAAGCUGGAGGAGGAUGAGAUUGCUGGCCAGGAGGAUCACGGGCGACCAGAGCCCAGGCCUCGGCCUGAAGUGGCCCACCAGCUUUUCAGAUGCUUCCGGUAUCAGGAGGACAUGGGGCCAAGGGCAUCCCUGGGCCGGCUGCGGGAGCUCUGUAACCAUUGGCUGCAGCCAGCUCUGCACACAAAGAAGCAGAUCCUGGAGCUGCUGGUGCUGGAGCAAUUCCUGAGUGUGCUGCCCCCACACCUGCUGGGCCGCCUGCAGGGUCAACCACUUAGGGACGGCGAGGAGGUGGUGCUGCUGCUGGAGGGUGUGACCCGGGACACUAGCUUCGUGGGGCCACUGGACUUUAGUUGCAGUGCCAGCAAGAAUUGUUCCCAUGCAGUCAUCAUCUUGGAGGAACAGGGGGGCUCUUCCCAGGUUCAGCACAGCCCCAAAAAGGAAGUGCCCUUGGAAGAGCCUCCAGCUCUGCGUCCACUGACUGAAUUGCCCCCAUCCCAGCCAGGCCCUGCCCUGCCUGCUGAGCCUGGGGAGUGGAGACUUGCCCCAAGUUCAAAGCAGCAGCUGAGCCCAGAACCCCAGAGGACACUCCUGGCCUUGCAAGAAAGCAUCCCCCAGGGCCCCUUGCUGUGGCUGGAGGAGAAUUCUCGAGAUCAGGAGCUGGCCUCUGUAUUGGAGACCCUGACCUUUGAGGAUGCCCCAGAGAAGAAGGCUUGGCCCAUGCGCCCACUUGGAUUUGGAAGCAGAACACCAGACAGGGAGGAAUUUAAACUAGAAGAGCCCAAAGAGGCUGCCUGGCCGACCACUGUCGCAGCGGAGUCCCAGGCAGAGAGCCCUAGGGUAGCAGGAGAGCCUCUUGUCCAGACGCUGGGGCAGGAGGCAGGCGGCUCUGGUGAAGCAGGAACCCGUCCUGACAGCAGUGACGUUUUGGAGGUCACAGUGGCCGUGGGCGCUCCCGAAUCAGAGGCAGAGAUGCAGUUCAUAUGCACAGAGUGUGUGAACUUCCCGAAGCUCUCCAGUCUGCAGGCACAUCAGCUGAGCUGUCACCCCAGCGGCCGCUCCUUCCUGUGCCUGUGCUGCGGGAAGAGCUUCGGCCGCAGCUCCAUCCUCAAGCUGCACAUGCGCACGCACACGGACGAGAGGCCCCAUGCCUGCCACCUGUGCAGCCACCGCUUCCGGCAGAGCUCGCACCUGGCCAAGCACCUGCUCACACACUCCUCGGAGCCCGCCUUCCGGUGCGCAGAGUGCGGCCAGGGCUUCCAGCGCCGCUCCAGCCUGGUGCAGCACCUGCUGGCACAUGCCCAGGACCCAAAGUCCACGUGUGUCCCGGAGGCCAAGACAGAAGUGGCAGAGGUGGCUGUUUUCCUGUGCUCCCACUGCGGGCAGACCUUCCAGCACCGCUCCAGCCUCAAGCGUCACCUGCGGAUCCACGCCAGGGGCAAGGACCACAAGGACCACCGGUCCUCGCAGGAAGCCUCGGGCAGCCCGAGCUCCGGCCGCGAGAGCAGGCCGCACAAGUGCGAGGAUUGUGGCAAGGCCUUCCGGCGCAGCGAGCACCUGGUGACACACCGGCGCGUGCACACGGGCGAGCGUCCCUUUUCCUGCCAGGCCUGCGGCCGCAGCUUCACCCAGAGCUCCCAGCUGGUCAGCCACCAGCAGGUGCACUCGGGCGAGAAGCCCCACGCCUGCCCGCAGUGCGGGAAGCGCUUCGUGCGCCGCGCCGGCCUUGCCCGCCACCUGUUGACGCACGGUGGCCCGCGGCCCCACUGCUGCGGCCAGUGCGGCAAGAGGUUCAGCCAGACCCAGGACCUGGUCCGUCACCUGCGCAGCCACACCGGAGAGAAGCCUUGCCGUUGCAGCCAGUGCGGCGAGGGCUUCAGCCAGAGCGCCCACCUCGCGCGCCACCAGCGCAUCCACACGGGGGAGAAGCCCCAUGCCUGCGACACCUGCGGCCACCGCUUCCGAAACAGCUCCAACCUGGCCCGCCACCGUCGCAGCCACACAGGCGAGAGGCCCUACAGCUGCCCGACCUGUGGCCGCAGGUUCCGGCGCAAUGCCCACUUGCAACGCCACCUGGUCACGCACACAGGGCAAGGGCAGGAGGCGGAGGCGCCCCAGGAGUGCCCCGAGUGUGGCAAGAGCUUCAGCCGCAGCUGCAACCUGCUGCGCCACCUGCUGGUGCACAGCGGCGCCAGGCCCUACACCUGCGCGCAGUGUGGCCGCAGCUUCAGCCGCAACUCCCACCUGCUGCGCCACCUGCGUACCCACGCCCGGGAGACGCUGUACUAG